AUUUGUUGACAGAAACAGAGACAGAAAACAGAGAAUCAAGAGGGAAAGAACACUGAUGCAAAAGGCAAGGAGACAAAAAAACCAAAAGGAGAGGGGCAAACUAACCCUGAGGCUAAGCCUCCAAGAGAGCCAAACAGUGAUCAGAAGGGAAAACAGAAUGCUCAGAACACUCUUACACGAAGAAAGAGAGAAGCUGUUAAACCAGGGUCAGAUAAAGAGACAAAAGUGACAGAGAAAAGUCCUAAAACAACUGAAAAGACCAAGAUGAAAACUAAAGACAAGGUUGCGAACCAAAUUUGUAAAACAAAACAUGAUGGGGUCUUUAUACUAGCCAUUGAGGCUACAGCAAAGGGGGAAAACAACUUUGAUCUACAUUUGGAUGUUGACAUGAAAGGGAAGAAUGGUUAUCUGUCUGCUUCCGAUUGGCCUCUAUAUCCUUUUUAUGGCACCAUGUCACUUCUGUAUGUGUUCUAUGGCCUUGUGUGGCUAAUUGUUUCUGCUUGCCAGUGGAGAGAUUUACUCAGAAUACAGUUCUGGAUUGGAGGUGUUAUUGCUCUGGGUAUGCUGGAAAAAGCUGUGUUUUUCUCAGAGUACAAUAACAUUAACAUUAACGGGAUCACAAACCCAGGAUUGACAGUUUUUGCUGAACUUGUGUCGUGUGUCAAGAGAACAUUGGCUCGAAUCUUGGUCAUCAUCGUUAGUAUGGGAUUUGGAAUUGUCAAACCUAGACUGGGAUCAACUCUCCAUCGAGUGUUAGGAGUUGGAGCUUUGUACUUCAUUCUGGCUACCAUCGAGGGAUGUUUCAGAGCACUUCGUCCGAAGUCUGACCCUGGUCGUCAGCAGUUGAUCGCCAGUAUCCCGCUGGCUGUUUUGGAUGCCUCUAUCUGCUGGUGGAUAUUUAUGUCCCUGGUUCAGACUACAAGGACCCUUCGCAUCAGACGCAACCUGGUGAAACUGUCUCUGUACCGCCACUUUACAAACACUCUUAUCUUUGCAGUUUUGGCAUCUGUGGCCUACAUGAUUUGGUCCAUCAAGACUCACAGAUUUUCUAAGGAUGGUUGUAUUACGGAUUGGUCUGAGUUGUGGCUUGAUGAAGCUUUCUGGCAUUUCCUGUUCUCGAUCGUGCUGCUUGUUAUUAUGGUUUUGUGGAGACCUACAGCAAACAAUCAAAGAUACGCUUUCACCCCGAUCGUUGACUUUGGUGACGAAGAAGAUGAAGAUGAAAAUAUGACCCUGUCAGAUGCUUUCGAUGGCAUGAAGAUGAGGAAUGUCAAGAAUACACCAGAAGUUAUCAUCAAUGGCGACAGUAAAAGAAAACACAAACCCGAGGAUGAUCUGAAAUGGGUUGAAGAGAACAUCCCCAGCUCGGCGGCCGAUGCGGUCUUACCAAGUGUCCUGGACUCAGAUGAGGAACUAAUGACUACCAAGUUUGAGAUGUCCAAAAUGGAAUGAUUUUUCUCCUUUCCACCGAACUGCUAACGCGUUUCCUCUAAACUUCUCUUCUCAACGCUCAAGAUUCAGAGUUCACAAUCAAGUUGAUGAGACGCGUCAUAGUGAAAAUGUGAUACCGUGUUUUGAGAUUUGAGAGGGAUUUUUUGUUAAAAUAAAAGUGUACAAUCAAGAGAUCUGGGCACUAAGAUCGGUGCUCGUUUCUGCUCUUCAUCUGGAGGAAACGAGACACUAGUUCAGCAACAUAAGUUUAUUUUCUCAUUUUCUGGAGGGUUCUAAUCAAAUCUUGGAAAAGUCAGAACCCGUUUCUGAAUGACUUUGCCUUCUUCUUUGUACUUUAAAUUUUAGUGCUGAUAAGAAAAUAUCUUAUGAACAAAUCGAUCUAAAUUAUUGGAAUCCAAACGGUCACAGCCCUUUGCGGAAUCAUCUAACGUGUUUCACUUCAGAGGUUUUUGGAAAACUUCAGUGAAAAUUUUGAAGUAGUUUUAAGUCUUACGAAAGCUUUAUUUUUCCCUUGAUAAUGCGCUUCCAUUUGUUACGAGUUCUAAGAAAAGCGUAUUGCUGUUUUUGAUAAAUGUCGAUCUAUUACUUUUGAAAAAAUUCGUGGCUUGUGUGACGCGGCGUUUCGUGUUGGCCAAGAGACUUGUCAGAUACUUUUAGUUAAUUUUAAGCGAACUCGUCGAGCAUCGCACUCAAAAUAUAUAUCUUUUCUGUUUUGUUUCUUUACUUUAAAUUACUGCGUUGUAUUCCAAGCUGUUGUAUUAGCUCGCUAAUCUUUCUCCCUCUGUGGGUACUCCACAAGAUUUCUAUAUUGUGUGGUUUGGUCACAUGUUCAUUUUGAAUCAUUUAAUAUAUAGAUUUUAACGGUAAAUGUAAAUCCAUUCACUCACUGUCGUGAAUUACAGUUGCUUCGGUCGAGUUUACAAAUGUCUCGCUCAAACUUAAAAGUGUCAGUUUUCACUCGUGCAGUCUUUGGAAGAGUUCAUUUGGUUGUUAACCGUAAAUGGCAACUUUUAAUUUAAAAAAAAAAAAAAAAUAGAACACGUAAAAUGUAGUAUACAAUCUCAUCAAUGGUUCACUCUUUACUACGGCCAACAGGCAUACUCGACCACGAUUGGUCAAAACUUUAAGCCAAUCGGAAUCGUCGUCUUUGGACACGUUCUUGUCUAAUUCAUUUUCUGAGGCAGAGAGAAAAUUGCCUUUAACGGACGUAAAGCAUUAAAAUAAGAGUUUGUCAGGUCAGGAAAAUACCAGAGAUUCAAAAUUGAACAAAAAAAAGAUUAAAGAUGGACAAGGAUAUAGAAGAUUCAGGCGGAUUGCAGUUUUCAAACUUAAAAACUUAACUCAAACCUUGCCAUAACGAGUUUAACUCAGGAACCGCAUCAACUCGAUUUCACUUUAUUUGCAUUUGAUUGACAUAUUCGCCUUACGAACAGUCGUGUCCAGUACCCCCGUUUACCGAUUAAUUAUAAUCCUUGGUUCACUCCAAAUCGAUAUGAUCGGUUGUCAUUGUAGUUAAUGCGGGAUUAAUUUAAAUCAGUUCUGACGCAAUCCAGCUUAGAUGAUUAGGUACCGCUAAGAGCAAUUAUGAACCUGAUUCUCUCUCCAUCGAUGACGAUAUUUUGAAAAAUAAAAUUAUAAAGAAACAAGUUAUCUGUAAAUAUUCCAAGUACUUAGUAGAAAUUGGCACAUCAAAAUGAAUUUUGUCCCAAAUACAAAUGAAUAAUACGUGGAAGAUAAAUGUUUUCAUCGCGCACGACAGGGUUACAUCAUCGAAUGUGUGUUCGCCCUUGAAGUCGUUAAAUGCGGAGUUGUGGAUUGAACACAUACUUAAACUAUGGUCUAUGACUCGGCACAAGUGUGUGUGGAUUCUUGCAGAUAUUUAGCGAAUCAAAACUUUCACGCCUUUUUUUCUCUAACACGAUAAAUUAAUAACGAUAAUAGUUUUUGCUUACUGCAUUUAAAUUACUCUUACAGGGUUUUUUUGUCCGUCAGCAUUUAGUGCUGAGAAAUUGUUUUGCAAAUAUAUUUUAGCUUUCAGAAGCCUUUGUAUUUCUCGCUAGAUGUGUUGCUCGAUAAUAACUACAAUUUCAUUAUCUACGCAGAAAAGCUCCUUUAAAUACGUGACAGUUUCGAUUAGAAGCUGUGUUCUUUUUAAGGUGUGUUAAGUAUUUCUAUUAAAUAGUUAAAUCAUGCCUUUGGUUUCAGAUAGUUUGAAAAUAUAAAUUACUAGUUAAAGAAAUAGUGCGCAGAAGUGCUUGUGGACGAUCAAAUUAGAUUAUUGAUUAUCUUUUGAUUGUUAUUGAGUCAGACUGAUAGUCUAGUAGUCGUCUGUUUAGGGAAUCGUAAUAUUUGUAUUAUUUUAAGAUGUUAUCAGUCAGGUUUAAUAAAUUUGUUCGAAGCCUUCA
Messenger RNA from Stylophora pistillata, 3857 nucleotides. Its product is annotated as Golgi-pH regulating cation channel. Gene Ontology annotation, cellular component: Golgi apparatus; membrane. Lineage: Eukaryota; Metazoa; Cnidaria; Anthozoa; Scleractinia; Pocilloporidae. The record is from RefSeq and is a predicted model, not a curated record. Gene Ontology annotation, biological process: retrograde transport, endosome to Golgi.